GCGACGAAUGGUCAAACCGACCGGACCUUUGUCUGGCUUUGCACAGGCAUCAUGAGAAACUAUUGCUAUACCAGAUGGGAUCAGUGCAGGUACUCUCUGGUCGAGAAAGGAACUUCCGUGCAGUACGGCGACUUCCAGUGGUCGGAGGCAUGCUCCAUCAGGCUCCGCGAGGGUAUUCCGCCGGAUCUCGAUCAUUCAAUGAUCAUCUUUGCGCUGGUCACUCUUCUGCUCAUGCAAUUUGAUAUGAGCACCGGCUUUACGCCUCAAGACUUCUGCCCUACUGAUGGGACCGAUACAACUGUACAUCGCUUCAAUGGCGCCGCGCUCAGGAAGCUAGCUGCGGAGUACGGCAUCCGGCGAUAGGCAGAGGCGCGCGAUAGUCAUGCAAUGCAGUCGAUUCGGAAGUUUGCUGC
Messenger RNA from Jaminaea rosea, 413 nucleotides. RefSeq lists its product as hypothetical. The record is from RefSeq and is a predicted model, not a curated record. NCBI's taxonomy places the organism in Eukaryota, Fungi, Basidiomycota, Exobasidiomycetes, Microstromatales. The transcript has 2 exons. Bases 52 to 363 code for a protein of 103 amino acids.